AGAAAUGUGAUACAUCUGCUGCAGGGCAUUGCAACAAUCUGGCCAUCCCCCUAGUAGCUCCAGGCAUUAUAUAAAGACCACAGAGACGUGUGGAACUUGGAACUUGUCUCUCGGCUCCGGAGCUGCAGUGGAUCUCCGUGUGUGAGUCAGUGAUCCGUUUUACUCAGUGGAGAUGGAGAAUAGUGAAGCUGUGGUUGUAGACCCUGCGCGCAAAAAGCGUAGAAAAUGUUUUCUUCUGGUUGGAGCCACCGUGCUGGUGUUUGCUGUUGUUCUUGUGGUCGUUUGGGGAGUGAUUUCAGCAGCGAAAAGCUCCGAGACUUCAAGUUUCAAGAGCGAAGUCAUAAAUAGAUGUAAAACAUUCAUAAGGGAACAUGGAGGCAUGUCAAGGGAGAUUGACUGUGAGAAAAUCUGGGGGACAUUUGAGCAGGCCUAUGUUGGGAGAGAUCCAUGUGAUGUUCCUCCUGAGGCGUAUGGUCCCCUAUUCAACUCAGUCAAAGAUGCUGCUGCGUGUAAUACCAUGCUGUUCUGGAGCAAGACAAACGCAGUAGUGCAUGCAUUUACUGAAAACAGAGAUUGCCUUGUCACAUUGGAGGAUACGCUGCUUGGAUUUAUGUUUAAUCGACUCACUUGGUGCAGCAAAAAUGGAAGCAAAGAAACCUUCACGACAGGUUGUCCUGGGUGGUCAGGUUGUAAAAACAGCCCUAUACAAUCUUUCUGGCUUAAGGCUUCUGCUAAUUUUGCCACCACUGCUUGUGGGAAUGUGUCUGCAAUGUUAAAUGGAUCACUAGACACCCCCUUCAACUCCUCAAGUAUCUUUGGAAGUGUAGAAGUGAAGAAUCUUGAUCCAAAUAAAGUGGAGGGUUUGACUAUACUGCUGGUCACCAAAAACACAGACACGACUACAUGUGAUAAUCCGUCAUUUAAAAAGCUAAAAAACAUUUUGAAUGCAAUGAUUGCUUACAACUGCAGAGAAGUUCCUUAUUCCAGAGUUGAAGGCUGCAUUUCAGACCUGGAGAUUCCAUGCCGUGACUGUCUAUGAAAAUGACUUCUGUCUGUAAUGCACUGAAGAUUUCUGAAAAUCCAUUACAAUCAUGUAUAAUCUAUAAGCUGUAUUUUACUUGAAUUUUAAAUGAAAAAGAAAAAAAACUAGGUUUGUUAGUGUACUGAUUAAUACAUAUUGAUGAAACUAAGAUGUUUUACUAUCUAUUGGCUAAGACUGUGAUUUAUUUUAUAUAAGUAUCAGGAUUUCUGUUAGACAGUAAACACUGGUAAAAUGUCUUAAUGACAAGCAAAUUAAGACCUUGCCAGGAAAUAAAAUAUAUGUAAUUCUG
Molecule: messenger RNA, 1331 nt
Organism: Clarias gariepinus (North African catfish)
Lineage: Eukaryota; Metazoa; Chordata; Actinopteri; Siluriformes; Clariidae
Product: ADP-ribosyl cyclase/cyclic ADP-ribose hydrolase 1-like
Exons: 8
Coding region: 173-1039 (288 amino acids)
Biological process (GO): positive regulation of B cell proliferation
Cellular component (GO): plasma membrane
Molecular function (GO): NAD+ nucleosidase activity; phosphorus-oxygen lyase activity
Source: RefSeq, a predicted model, not a curated record